Scheffersomyces coipomensis is the source of this 1230-nucleotide messenger RNA. RefSeq lists its product as uncharacterized. The record is from RefSeq and is a predicted model, not a curated record. The transcript has a single exon. NCBI's taxonomy places the organism in Eukaryota, Fungi, Ascomycota, Pichiomycetes, Serinales, Debaryomycetaceae. Bases 1 to 1230 code for a protein of 409 amino acids.
AUGACUUCCAUCGAAUCUACAAAUCAACAAUUUUAUGUUAAUAAUUAUAUCAAAUUCGCUUGGAUUAUAAUAUCGGCUAAGAAUUCCAAAUUGGAAUCGAUUCAUAAAUUCCAUGAAUUCAAUAAAAAGUAUGGUAACUUCCUUAAGAAAUUGAUUGAAAAUAGUCAGUUAACUUAUAGCAACUUGAUUAUAAGUUUAUAUUACUUGUACAAAUAUUACAACUACAACGAUGUCAUCAACCAUAAAUCAUCCACUAUAAUAUCAAAUCAAGAUGAAGAUAAUGUUUCCAAUAUUGUAGUUGAAGAAUCUACUGAUUAUUCAUUGAUUAUUAAUUUAAUCAUUGUUAGUUUAAUCUUAUCCAAUAAAUCAUUUGAUGAUCAAAGUUAUACUUUAAAGACUUGGUUAAUCAUUAUUAAUAAUUCCAUGGGUUCUAAACAAAAUGGUUCAAAUCAUCAUCAUCAAAAGAAACUUAUUAAAAUUGAUUUAAAAUUGAUUAAUUCCAUUGAAAGUUAUUUCUUAUGUUCAUUAAAUUAUAAUCUUAGCUUUAUUCAUUUAUCUCAAGAUUUCAAAUUCUGGAAUGUAUUAAUUAGAAAUGGUAUUUUCAAAUUAACUAAUUCAAUCUUGAAUAAAUUCAAAGCAUUAGUUGAAUUAACUUCAACUUCAACUACAACAAUUAGUACUCCAAUCAUUAAACCAAGGACACCAGCUCCAAUUAUGUCUAUUAAGAAUCUUGAACAAUCAUGUUCAUCUUCAUCAUUACUUUUAACUCCACUUAUUCAUAAUUUCAAUAACUCAUCCCCAUUAAGUGUAACUAGUAUGACUACUCCUGCUACUAAAAAAGGUACUUCAUCAAUCACUCAAUUACCAUUACCAAUCACUAGUUCAGUUUCUCCAUUAUCAACUAGUUGUUAUUCACCAUUAACUCCUUUAACACCUUAUUCUGAUGUUAAAAGGAGAAAGUUACCUUUACAUCAUCAACUUUACACUUAUAGCUUUAAACAUCAUUAUAAAGCUCCACCAAUGCCAGCCUUACAUCAUUAUCCAAUCUUACAACAGCAACAACAACAACAAUAUCCAGUUGUUCCUCAAUCAUACCAACAAUUCCCUCACAUUCAAGGCCAACAACAACCAAAUCAAUUACCAAUCCAACUUCCAUCACAACAACAUCGUAUUCAACAAUUACCAUUUGCAUUACCUUCUCAACCAGUAUUUAAUCCAUAUAGUUGGUGA